Molecule: messenger RNA, 439 nt
Organism: Ceratitis capitata (Mediterranean fruit fly)
Lineage: Eukaryota; Metazoa; Arthropoda; Insecta; Diptera; Tephritidae
Product: MICOS complex subunit mic10-like
Exons: 2
Coding region: 187-402 (71 amino acids)
Cellular component (GO): mitochondrial inner membrane; mitochondrion; MICOS complex
Source: RefSeq, a predicted model, not a curated record
AAAAGCUAACAUUGGCAUCUUCCCUUAUAGAACUUGUUGUAGAUAUCGAUAUAGCCAACCAAAAGUAUUUGGUAUUUAUGUGAAAGCUUUAGGUUCGAGCAUCUCUAAUAGUAAUGUUCAAAAUUUUUAUUUCGCCAGUCCGUAGUUGUUUUGUGUGUCAAAUAAAUACGCAUAUUUAAUAUAGUUAUGGUGGUUUCAAAAAUUUCUUAUCCUGAAGAUGAAUAUGGAAAGCGCUUGGAUCGUUGUACUACCGACUUGUUGGUAAAGGGAUCAAGUGGUCUUUUUGUGGGAUUCGCAAUGUCUCUUUUAAUUUUUAAGAGAAAAGCGUGGCCCUCUUUAAUCGGUGCUGGAUUUGGAAUUGGUGUAGCCUUUAAAACAUGCGAAAAACAUUUAAAUGUAUAAAUACGUAUCAAUAAAAAAUAAAUAAAUAAAUACAAAA